Molecule: messenger RNA, 2997 nt
Organism: Bradysia coprophila
Lineage: Eukaryota; Metazoa; Arthropoda; Insecta; Diptera; Sciaridae
Gene: scat
Product: VPS54 subunit of GARP complex scat
Biological process (GO): retrograde transport, endosome to Golgi; Golgi to vacuole transport
Cellular component (GO): GARP complex
Molecular function (GO): syntaxin binding
Source: RefSeq, a predicted model, not a curated record
AUGUGAUGACAUUUCAUUUUCGAAUUUAUUUUUUUUACAAAAAAGUGACGAUGGCAAUUACAGCCCAAAUUGUAGUUUUUAUCAUUUAUUUGCAUAACAGACAUUAGGUAUUGAACACGUUUUACAAUUCUGUUUCGAUUCCACAUCAAAGGAAAUAUGAAAUGGCCAAACAGGCCAAUUCAAAUGAACACAAACAAGCCUGGCAAUCAUGUUAUUAUUGUCCGCUUCAGUCCUUCAAAAAUCAAAUAGAAUUUGUGAGACAUCUACGAGAACGACACUGUACGCAAGAAGGUGGAUCGUACGUAUGCCGAUACGGCUAUAAUGGAGUUUGUGCCUCGCUACCUAUGGACGGUGUCAAUGAUCGAGACUACGAGAGUCAUGUGACAAAAUAUCAUGUAAAUCAAAUCAAUAAAGGUCCAGAACAAUGGUCAGUAUUUUCAGCCUCCCAAAAUCUACCGGCAGUCCUCAACGAUCCAAGCCGGGGCAAGCAAUCUAAUUUAUUUACACAGAAAUGGGGCGAUUCGUUCGUCGAGAAAGUGUCGAUUCCUGCUUCGAUUCACUUAAAUGACGUCACGUACGACGACUUUGAGCCGUACAUGAAAAGAAUUGGCAAAAGAUAUCGCCGGCACAUGCGAUUGAGUCAGAUCGGAAUGGAACAGCAGACCCAACAACAGUCACCAGCUAGUCAUAAAUUGCUCAACGAGCUCAACAAUGCCAGUCUGAAUGACAUUCCACAGAUAUUCACCAAACCGAAUUUGGAAUUGAAUAAUGCGGCGACAUUCAGCGAAGUGUUUCCCGGUAUUGGCAGUGAAGAUAAAGAGCGACAGUCGGGACGAUUAUUGCAAGAGAAACUCAGCCAUUAUCUGGACAUUGUUGAGGUACAAAUAGCGCGACAAGUGUCGCAGAAAUCUUCCGCCUUUUUCCACGCAAUGACAUCACAGGACACAAUUAUGGCAAUGAUGAACGAUGCCACCGACAAUGUACAAUCGCUCCGGCAUAAGAUUCAACACAUUGAUGCGACGUUGGUCAAGGAUUCGUUGAACAUUAUCUCAAUGGCACGGAAUCGAUCGCAUUACCAAAUGGUUCUCGAUAAACUGAAGUUAAUGGCAACGGUGCAUCAAACGCAACCGAUGAUACAAUUGUUGCUGUCCACUCAAGAUUAUGUGGCAGCCUUGGAUCUUAUAUUCACGACGCAGGAGAUAGUUGCUCAAGAACUGGUCGGCAUUCACUGUUUCAAACAUUUGCCGUCGCAGCUCAAAGAAAUGGAACUUUUGAUCGAUAAAAUGCUGACGACCGAUUUCGAGAAAUAUUCGACGGCCGAUUUGAAUCGACCGCUUUUGGACGUUGAAGAGCAUGUCCUCGAUGAAGAUAAAUUGGUUUGCAUCAUAUCGGGUUUGUUGCGUCAGAAGAAUUUUUCGUUCGUUGAUGCGUACAAGGAGGAGGCCAUUUGUACGGUGAAAUUGCUGAUGAAGCAAAUUUUAAUUGAAGUCCUAGCCACUAGUGACGCAGAAAUAUGUUUGACCGGUGCGGGUGAAGAGGGUCAAGCCUUUUCAAUUGCCGAAUGGAUUAUAAUAUUGGACAAGGCGACGAUUGUGUUGUGGAAACUGCUUCGUCGCAUAAGAUCUGCCCUGGAUGUGAUGCAGCAGAUAGCUGAUGCUAGUUCCGGUAAAUUAAGUGAGAAAAUGGAUUUCUUCGAAUCGGAAUCAUUUCUGAAGGAGGACGAUCAUCGGAAACUGGAACAGAAGCUGAAAGACACAAUGCAUUCCAUAUGCGACUAUUGCCAUGAACGAUGCUCCAAUUUAAUUUCCAGUCAAAGUCUAGAGUCAAAUGUUGCGACAGCCGAACAGCUACGCAAAUUAGUUCAAAUCGUCGAUGAUUUCAGCCAUGGUUGUGAAAUUCUGUGUGGCACGCCCAGUUUUCCACUUCGAGCAGCUGUGAAAUCGCAAGGUUCCAAAUACGCUCAAAAGUUCCAUUCCGAUCGAAAGUCAAAAUUGGCACUGCUGUUGGACAGUGAACGAUGGAAACAGGCCGAUGUGCCGGAUGAAUAUCAAAAAAUUAUCGAUCGCAUAGCUGAAGGGGACUUCAUGUGGACGAAGAAAGAUGAAUCUUCACAGGUGCCAGCAGCUGCUGUACUUUUAGUCGACACCGAACCAUUCGCAUUGGUCGGUGCUGCUCUGAUCUUAGUUCAAAUUGUCAGCGAAUACUGUCGUUGUGCCGCAGAGUUACCAAUCAUUGCUGGAUUAUUGUCCCGGCAUGUUAUCGACAUUCUGCGGACGUUCAAUUCGCGAAGUUGUCAGUUGGUGCUUGGAGCUGGUGCUCUGCAUGUGGCCGGCUUGAAAACAAUUACUAGUGGAAAUUUGGCUCUGGUGUCGCGAGCGCUGCAGUUGGUUCUAUGGCUUCUGCCGCAUAUUAAAUUACAUUUUCAAAAAUUAGAUCUAAACGGAACGACACCAGCAUUUACCGGCUACGAAACCGUUGAAAAGGAUUACCAGAGUCACAUCAAUGAAAUCGAGAACAAAGUGUUGUCGAUCGUUUGCAAUCUGGUCAAUACACAGCUGUCGACUUGGAACGCAAGACCACCAGUACCAUCACAGUCAUUCCGCAAUAUUUCCAGACAUUUCGUCAAAUUGCAUGAAGCCAUCGCACCCAUUUUGCCUGAAUCCCAAGUGAACAGUAUCUAUAGGACCGUACAUAAAACAUUCAAGGAUAAAUUGAGAGAACUGUUGCUGAAGAAUAACAUUGUCAAUAAUGGUGGUCCGCAGCACGGUGUCGUCACAUCCGAGUUGACAUUCUACUUGGAAACGUUACGAACAUUAAAAGCGUUAACAGCCGAUGAAUUGAUGGACAAAUCCAUGAAUGAUAUUUGGUUGAAGUGACCAAGUUGUCUGGGAUUUUUGUUUGUUUAUUUAUUAGUGAUGAGAGUCGGACACGACUAAAAACCACGAAAAUAUUGAAGCGUCAAAGUUGAGGAAUAAAUUAUUUCAAAAGAUUUUUAAA